CUUCUGCAAGUUCUCGAUCACCAUGGUCUUUUUCCUACUGCGCCCUCUCAACCACACAUGGUGAUUUCUACAGACCUCAUCGUAUUCUAUCAUGCAUUGUUUGAGUGUUCAUGUGAUGCUAUUCAUGCACUUGCUUCUGCCUUGAAGACACAUUAUGCCCGCAGAGGCUUUCAGAUGACCAACAUAGAUGUGAGUUUUAACUUUCCAGGCUUUCAGACACUUGCCCAUUAG
This is a messenger RNA of Suillus clintonianus, 231 nucleotides long. RefSeq lists its product as uncharacterized. The record is from RefSeq and is a predicted model, not a curated record. The annotation marks the transcript as partial. The transcript has a single exon. NCBI's taxonomy places the organism in Eukaryota, Fungi, Basidiomycota, Agaricomycetes, Boletales, Suillaceae.